UUGCACACGAGUUGAGCAAAAGGAAAGUAGAGGAAAUUUUCGAGAGUGGAGGAGGUGACUCAGUUUACAAUGUGCAAUUCACAUUUACUUGGAACUGAUAUUGUUAAUAGGGAGGAACACAUUACAGGAGAGACGGACAGAGAGAAUUUUAAGGAUUGAAGACUUUCAGGACGUGAAGUGAAAGUCAGAACGUGAUUGAGGGGAAUUUCUGAUGUGUUACAGGAAUACACAUUUCCUUCGGGAAUAUCACAUUCACAGCAGGACGUUUCCAAAAAGACUGUAUUUUAAAACGGCAGUUAUCCUAAGUGUUUGAUAAUAUGGAACUGAAAUGGACACUUCUUCUUUUGGGUCUCUUUCUGCCAUCUUGUAGUGGAUGUGCCAUCGGAUUCAGAUUUGUUAAAAAGAAAUGUGUUGAUGAAAAUGAGUGUGAAAUAAAUUUGAAUCCGUGUGGUGAUCAUUCACACUGUGUAAAUACAGAGGGAAGUUACUACUGCACCUGUCAUGAAGGAUUUCGAUCCAAAACCGACAAUUUCACUGCGACAACCGGAGAGUGUGAAGAUAUAAAUGAGUGUAUUGAGAAUGAAUCCGUGUGCUCACUUCAUUCAGUGUGUGUGAACACCAUUGGCUCUUUCAAGUGUAGGUGCCUUUCUGGGUACCAGGUAACACAUGGAGGAAACGGCGAAUGUAAAGAUGUGAAUGAGUGUGAGUCGUCAGUGUGUGGCGCUCACAGCACUUGCACUAACACACCUGGCAGUUUCUCCUGCAGCUGUUCUUCAGGUUUCUAUAAACAUGAGAAGAACUCCACCUGUACAGACAUUGAUGAGUGUGCAGACGUUGCAGAUCUGUGCGGCUCACAUGCUAAUUGCAACAAUACUCAAGGCAGCUACAGCUGCAUUUGUCACCGUGGAUACAGUAACUAUGGCAACAACCAGUCAAAAUGCAUAGAGAUGAACUGUGAGCAGUUUAAACCUGAAGAUGAAACACACCACACACCUGAAAAGCUGAAGAGUUUACUGUCACUGUUGAUGAAGAGCUGCAAGUCUCUGAAUGAUUCAGAUGCCGAGCGUUUCACAGGGGAAGAGUUACUGGAGAAUCUGUGCAUGUCCUCUGAUGAGAUGCUGUCGGAGGGGAAUCUUGCUGACAGUGAAACAUUGAGUCAGUUUCUGGGUGCGAUGGAGAACAGCAUGCGUCUGAUUGGACCACAACUCAAAGAGCCUGUAACCAGAUUAGAGACACACAAUACUUACGCUGAGGUGGCUGUAAGGCGUGAUGAAGCUCCUCCCACUGGGAGUGUCAUUCUGAGCACAGACUCCGCCCACUUCAACACCAGCUGGAAAACGGUAGUAGGGAAGUCAUAUCCAGGUUUUGCGUUUGUGGCGCUGGUCAGUUAUAAAGAUCUAAAUUCAUCCAGCAAUUCUUUCAACAAGAUAAGCAGAAUAUCACAACAGGAGGAUGUGAGCAGAGAGAGAUCGGACACAAAGGAGGGAAACAUUACUUAUCAACUCAACUCAAGAGUGGUGACAGCCGUCGUCAGUAAUCCAGAAACAAAACACCUGUCUGAUCCUGUUACUCUCGUCUUUAAACACGUGCAGGAGAGGGCGGAGUCUAAGGGCAUGUAUUACUCUUGUGUGUACUGGAAUGAGACUCAGGGGGCGUGGUCUGGGCGGGGCUGUGUGAGGGCAUGGUCUAACAGCACUCAUACAGUGUGUUCCUGCAGUCACCUGAGCAGUUUCGCAGUGCUCAUGGCUCUCUACCCCAUCAAGGACACAUUUGCGUUGGUGUUGAUCACUCGCGUGGGUUUAGUUCUGUCUCUGAUCUGUUUACUGCUGUGUAUUCUGACGUUCCGCUUCUGCCAUUUCAUCCAAGGAACCCGGAACAGCAUCCACCUCCAUCUGAGCGUGUGCCUCUUCAUUGCUGACCUCGUCUUCCUCUGCGGGAUCUCCAGUACUUACAACAAGGGAGCUUGUGCGUUUGUUGCUGGAUUGCUCCAUUUCUUCUUCUUGGCUGCGUUCUGCUGGAUGCUGCUGGAGGGAGUGCAGCUGUACCGAAUGGUUGUCCUGGUGUUUCAGAGCACGCUUAAGCAUCUCUACAUGUAUGCCGUUGGAUACGGAGCCCCUCUCGUCAUUGUGACUAUCUCUGCGAUUGUUAAUUGGCAAGGAUACGGCACUGAUCGACACUGUUGGCUCUCUCUUGAUAAUUAUUUUAUCUUGAGUUUUUUCGUGCCCGUCUGCAUCAUCAUCAUCAUAAACAGCAUUUUCUUCAUCAUCACUGUGUGGAAACUUGCCAAAAAAUUCUCCAGUCUCAACCCAGACCUCUCCAAACUGCACAAGAUUAGGAGAUUUACAGUGACUGCAGUGGCUCAGUUAUGUGUUCUUGGAGGGAUGUGGGUUUUCGGCUUUUUCCUCUUUCAAGAGGAAGGAACUCAGGUCAUGUUAUACCUCUUCACUAUUCUCAGCAGCCUCCAGGGGGCGCUCAUGUUCAUCCUGCACUGCCUCCUGUCCAAAACGGUCAGAGGAGAAUACUACAAGCUGUUUAGCAGAAUCUGGCCACAAAAGAAGAAAGCAGAAUACAGCACUAACCAGUCCAGUAACAGUCAGCAACCUCUACAGGGUAAUGAUAGCACAGGAGAAUCACAGAUAUAAGAAGCUUGUCAUAUCCUGAUGGAUCUUUACCAAUGCUUGACCUGUAAAGACACAUGAAAGCUUUCUACUGGUGAAGACUUCUCGAAAGCUUAAAUUUUGCUGUCAACCUUACCUUUCCAAUGAGAAGAUCUUGCUUUCUGUGUGUUCAGACAGAAUAUUUCAGAUGUUGGCUCAUCACAACUGUUACUGAAAGUGGCGAUUUAGGCCUGUCUUAACGCAUCUAAUGCAAACAAAUAAUAUAAUUAGAUAACAUGAAUGAAACAUUUGGGCUACGUUGCCCCUCAAAGACUAUGGUGUGCUAGCUAUUCUUUGUUGUGCCUUAACAACUGGGAAAGGUCUUCGAUUUCAGAUAAUGCAAAAGGCAGCUUUAGUUCCCUGAUAUUGGAAAAUGUGUUUUAAAAUUUUAUUUUUUCCAUAAUUACAUGUUGAAUUGCAUAUACACUCCAAAAAUUUUUUUGACUAUUUUUAAGAUUUACGCAUUUUAAGUACAAGACAAAAUUCCAUACAAUUGAUUUGUAAAAUUGUUUAAAUUAAAUUAAUAAAAUAUAAUAUACUAGUUUUUUUUUUUUUUUAAAGAUUGCUCAAUUCAAUUUGAUGGAACUUUGUUAUGGAAUUGAAAUGCAUAAUUCUUUAAAAUAAAAUGAGUGCAGUGAGGUAUCUAAGUUUAUGCAACAAAAAUGUCUUCGUAUGAAGUCUAAUAUGAAAAUGACUGUAACCGGAGAUUUUAUUUAUAACGGCUUUAGAUGAAAUGCUGUUUUUCAGCCUUCAAAAGUUUGGGCCGCAUGCCUUUUGGAGUUCAUUUAAAUUAUUUUUAAAGAUGUAGGAGCCAUUUCUUUAUUUGAUUAGGGGUUCAAGCCCUAAAACUGACCAUAAGGCCUUGACACUUAAAACUUUCAGGGAUGGCAGUACUCCAGCUGGCUAGCCAUACGCAUGGAAUCGGCCCAUAGGUGACGCUAUAGUGAACAAAAAAAUGAUUCGCAUAUUUUGGCCAUAACUCCUAAACCGUAUGUCCGAGACUCAAGUGCCUUUUAUCAUUGGAAUCCUUGGCUCAAGACAAACAAAAUAGCAAUCCGAUAGCUAUUUUAAUAAACCAAACCAUUUUCAAAUAACGCUUCAACAAAGUCGACCACGAUUGCGCCAAAAUGGACUUGUGGCUGUAUCUUCGCAACACUUUUGCGUAAUGACACAAUACUUGGUAUAUGUCAUCACAGGCAUGACCUGAGGGUACUGCACAGUUUUGGCACAGUGCCACCUAGUGGUCAAAAUAUAUGAAAAAUUGCUAUUUUUGCUUAUAACUUCUGAAUAGUUUGGAGUAAAAUCAUAAGAUUGGUCUCUUUGGAUUCCUUGGGACAUAACGGUUUGAAUGCUAUCCAAUUUUUCUAUGUCGGCUAUAUUGGGCGUUGGCCAUUUUGAAUUUUGUCAUGAAAUUAUGUAUUUUUUUACACUCAUUGGCGUAGCAUUACAAAACCUGGUAUGCAUCAUUGGCACCAGGCCCUGAAGGUCUCUAUAAAGUUUGGAGGCAGUGCCAACUUGUGGUCAAAAGUUAAAAUGAAAUCUGUAAAAAUGCUUGUUGUUUCAUUAAUUUGGCCCAUCGCCCUGUGAGUGCUCUCGUUUGAUUCCUUGGGUUAUUCCAAGUACGCUGAUACCCAAUUUGCCAUGGUCAGCCUUACUUCCUGUCUGCCAUUUUUAAUUUAAUUGAAAAUUAGCUUUUUUUUGGACUUUUUUUACAGACUAAAUGGCUCUUGAACAGUGGCAGCGCACCGACGAAUUUGAUGGCAAGACAUCAAAAAGCAUCUCUGGCUAUAAUUCAGCAAUGCUGUGCACUAUUGACAAAACAGAGUUGUCACCACACUCUGACUGCACCAUACAAAUUUGGUGACAACGCAACCUUUUCGGCAAAAGUUAGAAUGAGUAAUAAAUUAAACCAAAUAAAUAAAACUGUAAUAGCUUAUUUUUAUUUAAGGUGCUUAUGAGCUAUAUGAAUAAUGCUUUUACAUCUUGUGACAUGUGAAAUUAUAGGACCUAUGCUGCUUGAACCCCGUUAAUCGCUGCUUGCAGCUAUAUUUGUAUUUGUAUCUUGUAUUGUAUUAUUCUUUGUUGUAAUUUCAUUUUUGCACACUGGGUGGCGUUUGAGGGCAUAGCAGAUGCUAUAUAGGUGAGCACAGAGGAAGAGGAAGUAAGGUGUUGUUGGCGGCGCUAUGGGAGAAAAGUGCCUCAGUUUGUUCCUGGGAGGUACUCAGCCUUACAGUCUCCAUUUGGUUAGAAUUAGUUGGGGCGAGGUUAGGGAAUCUGCUGCCUCCCAGGAACAAACUGAGGCCUCUGUACAAUGGGCUGUUGGCAGGAAAUCACAACAAUUUUUGACUAUAAUGUAAACACUAAACAGCAUUUUAUUUUGGGUAAAAAAUUCUGGAAAACUGUAGAAGCUGUUGCAUUCUUAGAUUCUGGAUGUUUUGCAACAUUUUGUUCAGAACACUUAAUGCACAAGUUAAAUAUGAAAGGAAAGAAAAACAACAUUCUUCUAAGAACAGUGGCUCAAGAAAAGCCCAUAAGGUAUCUGGUCUUCAUAACAAUACCUCCUACAGUCUUCCAGAAGUUUUCACCCAAAAUAAAAUGCCUGUAUCCAGAGACAACAUUGCCACACAUAGGGAUCUGGAUAGAUAGCCAUAUUUAAACAGGGUCACAAUUCCUCACAUUUGUGCUGAUGUAGAUUUGUUAACUGUUGUCAAUGCUUCUAAGGUAAUGGAACCCUGGGAUGUAAAUAGUGAUGGAGAUGGACCCUAUGCAGUAAAAUCCCUAUUGGGAUGGUUGUAAAUGGUCCACUUUGAGGAAGCAGCAACAAGCGGUACAGAAAUGGCUGCCCUAAUGUUACUAACAGGAUUUCCAUACCACCUGGAUUAUUUGACACAACCGAACUGUACAGUAAAAGAAGAUGGAAACAAGUCCAGUAUUUAUCCAACUUAUUCUGGAAAAGAUGGGUACGUGAGAACUUAACUUUGCUACAGGAGCGACAGAAGUGGAUUAAAGAAAGAAGAAGCUUCAGUCCUGGUGACAUUGUCAUCAUGGUGGAUACUUCAGCUCGUGAUUCCUGGUUGCUGGGACGAGUUCUGGAAACUUUUCCUGACACAGGAAUGGACUUGUACAUUCUGUGCGGGUUCAAAAUAAAACCAGCAUACUUGAGAGGCCUGUGACAGCUUUGCCUUCAUGAAAAAACAGACUAACAAAAGGACUGGUGGUAAAGACCAUGUCCCAACGGUGGUCAUGUGCUCGAAACCUCUGACCUGAAUAAAACUGAUUUAAUGAAAUUGCAUUGUAAUGGACUUUUUGGCUCCUUUGUAAUUAUUGAAAUGAAUUGUAAUGUCUCUCUGCCUGCCAUUCACAAUAAGGGUCUGGUGUGUAGGAGCCAUUUCUUUAUUUGAUUAUAUUUGUAUCUUGUAUUGUAUUUUUCUUUGUUGUAAUUUCAUUGUUGCACAGUGGGUGGCGUUUGAGGGCAUAGGUGUUGUUGGCGGGAAAGCACAACAUAUUUUUACCAUGUUCAUGCGAACAUGUUAAAGGAUUGUGUUCAUGAGAACGUGUUAAAGGAUCGUGUUCAUGAGAUUAUGGGAACAGUUCAUUGUGUUAAAGGAGUGUGUAAUGAGUGUCAUAACGUGUGAAAUGGAUUAUAUUUACAUGUGAGUGGAACAUUAAAUUGAACAUUUCUUUGAA
Molecule: messenger RNA, 6344 nt
Organism: Myxocyprinus asiaticus (Chinese sucker)
Lineage: Eukaryota; Metazoa; Chordata; Actinopteri; Cypriniformes; Catostomidae
Gene: adgre5b.3
Product: adhesion G protein-coupled receptor E5b, duplicate 3
Exons: 18
Coding region: 318-2642 (774 amino acids)
Biological process (GO): adenylate cyclase-activating G protein-coupled receptor signaling pathway; cell surface receptor signaling pathway
Cellular component (GO): membrane
Molecular function (GO): G protein-coupled receptor activity; calcium ion binding
Source: RefSeq, a predicted model, not a curated record